Messenger RNA from Bursaphelenchus xylophilus (pine wood nematode), 2487 nucleotides. NCBI's taxonomy places the organism in Eukaryota, Metazoa, Nematoda, Chromadorea, Rhabditida, Aphelenchoididae. The record is from the annotation of a GenBank genome assembly.
AUGAUUGCAAAUCUGGAGAUCGAUGCCCAUUCCAGUGAUCCCGCAAUUGUUUUACGUUAUGAUCUCGUAAAUCCGGAUACUACGAUUCGCAAAAAUAAAAUGUAUGUGGGAAAAUGGAGUUUGUAGAAUUGUGUUUAGUAUCCAACUAAAGAAUUUGAAUGAGGAAUUGAAUUGCUCUUCUUUGGCCGAUAGGGUUGUUGUACAAUGUCCACUGAUUCCAAAGGAACGGCUGUCUGAUGUUGAGCAGACAAUCUUCUACCUGCAAAAACGAUUAAAUGGAAUAAAUGGUAGGGUGCAAUGUUUUUUCAUCUGUUUAUUCAGCCGUCUUCGGGUCCAAUGGGGAUGCGACAAUUGCCAAAGCAGAGCUUUCUAAACUGGACAGCUACAUUGACUUGCUGUAUGAGGAUGCAGAUAAGCUGAAAGCAUCCGGCUUUAUAUUGUCUUUAUGCUCAAAGACGUCAAAUUUAAAGACCUUGUCAGAGAAUGGUAAGGACUGCGAUUUUUGUCGAGGAUACUGUGACCUUUUGACGUUAUAUCAACAUCUUACUUUUAUUUUCAGAGGUUUUAAUGGGAGCUUUGUCAAGAGUAUUCAGAGAAGAUUCUCAGCUGAAUUAUGAAUUGGCAACAAAUUUGGCCAAAAUUUUCAAUCAACUCAGUAGGUUUUCAAAAUUCCAUGGCGUCUUAUCCAAAUAUAAGGUGAGAUUGAAAUCCAUGGUCAUGAAAUUACUUUAGAUUGGGGCGCUGUCGCUUCAAAUUCUACGAAACGAGCUACAACGACGACAGCAAUGGAAGGAACAGGCCAGCAAAGUGGCUGCGACUGAGCAAAAAAAGUUUGAUUUGGCAUUGAAAAAGCAAAACGUUUUUCUAACCGAUUGUCUCAAGGUAUGGAUCUGCUUUUUUUAUAUUUGGCUUUAAGGUCUUGUUAAAUCUCUCUAACGAUGUCAAGGUUGAGGCCAAGAUGGUAAAGAGAGGAGUGAUCCCCUUGCUGAUCAAAUGUGUGGACGCCGAUCUUUACUUGGCCAAAGCUUCUUUGGCUUUCUUAUGGAAAUUGUCCGUCUUUAACGAGAACAAACAAGCAAUGGGACAGCUGGGACUGGUCGACGAAGCUGUGAAGAUUGUAAAUACGAACUCUGAUUGUGAACUUGUUAACGUCACCUUUUCAUUACUUUUUAACCUCUCAUUUGAUACAAAUAUGAGGCAGAAAAUGGUAGAGUUGGGCUUGGUAAAUACUGUAGCGAAGCACAUAACCGGUAAUUUCGGUAUGAAAUUUAAUACCUAAUAUCUUUUUUAGGUUCAGAAGCGGCUAUCGGAUUACUGUAUCAACUAAGUAUUGUAGAUGAUGCGAAGGCAAUGUUCACGUUUACUGACUCCAUCGCUGCUGUGAGUAGUGUUAAAUUGAUUGUUUAUGUAUUGGUUUAGCUGAUGGAAAUGAUUGGAAACAAACCUGAGAGCUCACUAAUUCCUAAAUCAAUACUUGUGAAUAUUGCCCUAGAGAAAAGAAAUGCUCAGAUUAUAGUUGGCCCUGAGGGCGAAGGUUUGAAAAAGUUGAUUAAGAUUAUUGACGCUACCCACGAUAGCGUUCUUAUCAAAGUUAUACGAAAUAUUUCUCAACAUGAGGGAAUCAUACAAAGUUAUCUCACAGUAAGUAAAAAGUUGGAUAACCACUUACAACUAAUGGGAUUUUCUGACCUACUGCUUUAGAACUAUAUAUGCAAUUUUUUCGCCGCUGCUGAAUCCCCGAAACUGAAUCAGAAUUUGAGUUUCGCAACCGAUUGUCUCGCCAUCUUGACUCAAAUUGUGGUUCCUGUCGAGUGGAAUAGGGAGUUAUCGAUUGAUGGAAUUAGGAAGUGGCUGAAUACUGUGCUUUGUGACAAACAACAGAAGGUCUAUUAUCCAGAUGAGUACCUGAUUCAUGUCAUUGGCUUUGCUGGUACCUUGGCCACUGACCCCGAAUUGGCAAAACUGUUGGUGGAUUACAGUUAUGACUUCUUGGAAAUACUAAAAAGUAAGUUGAAAACACUAUAGUUAAAUUUCAAUCCAGAGAAACAAGAAGAGGAUGAAUUUUGUUUACAAAUUGCUUUCCUUUUCCUCCGACUUUUGACAUAUACGGAAGUUAGGAAUAGGAUGUGCUCGGAGAAGGAGAAAUUAAUCGAAUACAUAAUUAAUAUGUCCCGAGAUAAGAAUACAACAUUAAGGGACCUCUGUGAUCAAUCACUCCAAAUUAUAUCGGUAAGAAUUUAUCGAGAUCUCACUUUUGUCACGCUGAUUAAGUAUUUUUUUUAAAUAUACGAUUUCUUGCAGGAAGUUAGCGACUAUUGGUUUAAACGCGUCAGCGAGGAACGAUUCUGUUGGCAUAAUGCCACAUGGCUGGACAUGAUCGCCCACCGAAGCGCAGUAGAUGAACCAGUGGACUACGAGGAUGAAGAAGAUCUCUUGGAACAACAGUUCAGAAAUACGGUGCUGGAUGCCGAAGAAAUACUAGAGUAA